Molecule: messenger RNA, 4319 nt
Organism: Acipenser ruthenus (sterlet)
Lineage: Eukaryota; Metazoa; Chordata; Actinopteri; Acipenseriformes; Acipenseridae
Product: rho GTPase-activating protein 20-like
Exons: 15
Coding region: 196-3618 (1140 amino acids)
Biological process (GO): signal transduction; regulation of Rho protein signal transduction
Molecular function (GO): GTPase activator activity
Source: RefSeq, a predicted model, not a curated record
CAGAGCAGUGAGCAAACUAGAAGCUCUCUGAGCCACUCUCACUCCAGGACAGCCAGGGGGGACUGCCUCAUUUUCAUUCUUUCUUCUCAAUUUUUUUUUUUUAGACCCUAAACUUUUGUUUUUUAAGUAUUCGGACAUCAGGACCUUGGAAAUAAUGUUCAUGAAACUUGGACUUUUGCUUUCCCUGGCUUAAGAAUGACACCUCAGCAGAAUAAUUGCAGCCAUCUGAAAGGAGACAGCGAUGCAGUGAGGUCGAGGAUACAAGAGCGAGAGAAGAAGAUGAAAACGACAAUGCAGCGGAGGCGGUCUGCACCCUCAGCCAUCAGUAAAGCCCUCAGCAGAUCCAGAACACAAAGCAGGGAUGGGCCUCUCUCCCCAGGCUCCACCAUCAACGGGUCUCUGAUCCAGGCCUUCAGUGCCCAGAACUCAGCGUUCAUCAUGGAGGAGCGGGUACAGCUCACCACAGGGCUGCAGACACAGGAGAGACACCUCUUCCUCUACAGUGACACCCUCAUUAUCGCCAAGUCAAAGUCCUCAUCCAGCCUGAAGCUGAAGGAGCAGGUGCGCGUGUGUGAGCUGUGGAUCGCAUCCUGCAUCGAUGUGGUGUCCGAGAGGAAGAUGAAUCCAGAGACCUCUUUCGUUAUUGGCUGGCCAACCACCAACUACGUGGUAACCUUGAGCUCCUCCGAAGCCAAGGGGAAGUGGCUCUCAGCUCUGCAAUGGCAAAUCAACGAAAUGAAACAGGAGGAAUACCAAAAGGAAAUAGCUCUUAAAAUCAUGCUGCUGGAUGUGGGGAACCACACUUCUUCAACAAUGACUCUGAAUGUGGGCUCGACAGACACUGCAGAGAAAGUAAUCAAACUCAGCACUCAGCAGCUUGGAAGUCCAGGCCAGCCCAGUGACUACCACCUCUGGGUAAUGUCAGGCAAGGAGGAAACCCCCUACCCCCUUAUCGGACACGAGCUCCCCUUCAGUAUUAUCAUGAACUGCCUGAGGGACUCUGCAGACCAGCCCAGCAGGGCCAACAACAACAUCCUGGCCCCCGACGGGGCCCUUCUCCUAGAGCAGCUCCCCUGGGAGCGCCAGUGCCAGUUUAUCCUGAAGCCCCGGCCCGUGGCACGCAGCCAUGUGAGGACAGAUUCCUUCCAGAAACACAUCAAGAGGAAGAAGUCUCUGAUAGACUGGGCCUUGCGCAGGGGGAGCAGCAGCCCAUCAGGCAGUCAACUGGGAUCUCCCACCUCACCCCGCAAGCUGUUCGGCCACUCCCUGCCCUCCAUCUGCCCCAGUGGAAAACUGCCCAAGCCCAUCAUGGACAUGCUCUGCCUCCUGUACCAUGAGGGCCCGUCCACCAUGGGCAUCUUCAGGCGCUCCGCCAACGCUAAAACCUGCAAGGAGCUGAAGGAGCGUCUGAACUCGGGCGAUGCUGUGCAGGUGGAGGGAGAGUCAGUGUUUGUGGCCGCGGCCGUCAUCACAGACUUUCUGCGCAACAUUCCUGGCAGUAUUCUCUCAGCAGCGCUGUAUCACAAGUGGAUGGAAGCAAUGGAGAGAAAUAACUCUGAAGAGAAACUAGAGGCCAUAAAAAGGCUUGUGGAGCGUCUCCCUGAAGCUAACGUCACGCUGCUUCGCUACCUGUUCGCUCUCCUGCACCACAUCGAGAGGAGGUCUGAGGAGAACCAGAUGACAGCCUUCAACCUGGCCCUGUGCAUCGCUCCCAACAUGCUGUGGCUUCCUGUCUCCACGGGGCCAGAGGAAGAGAGCAGAUCCACAAGGAAGGUUGCCAUGCUUGUUCAGCUCCUAAUUGAAAAAGCUCCUGCAAUCUUCGGGGAAGACAUUGUAUCGCUCUUUAACAAACAUCACAAGGACCAGCUAAGCAGCUCAGAAGAUGCACUGGACGGGCACUUCCAGCAGCAGUACUCAUCGGAUGAAUUCGAUUCCACCUUUUCGGAACAGGAGAAGCCGAAAACACUUAACAGAAAGGAAAGGGACUCCUUCUUCCUUCCCUUAAACGAUUCAGUGCUCAAAGAAGAGAAGGAGGACUGGGGGCUGUUGGAUGAAAUGGACGCCUAUAAGAAGAAAGUCCUGAACGAAGACAGUGCUUACAGCUGCGAUAACCUGGACGAGGUGUCUUUCCGAUCCAGCGGGUCGGUCUGCUCGCUCGCCACUCUCCAGAGCAUCAGAUCGACGAGAGACCGCUGCUCCUCGGAGCCCAGCGUGUGCAUGAGCUCCCAGCUGCUGAGCAGACUGCAUGAGCCUGUAGCGCGUCAGUCUAGCUGCGAUGCUGCAAUGAUCCGAGGGCAGACCGACUGCUCUCAGUACAUGCAAAAGCUGCGGCUAGACAGCCCCACGGUUUUGGAAGGAGACGCUAGCCCCAGGGUGAAUAACAGAACCAAACCUGGCCUGUGGAGGUCCCCACAAAUUGCCUCGAGGAUCAGGCACCUGGGGCCUCACAGGAUGAACCUGUCCAACAGGUCCAGUUUCUCCAGCCUGUCCUCCACAACCACCUCUCCUUCUGCAUCAUCCCUGAGCUCGCUGGACAGUGCCUUCUCUUACUGCUCGGACUCCUUGUUCAGCCCGGCUGAGGUCUCCUCACUGCCUCUCAUGUUUGGAACUUCCACCAGACUACAGCCCCUUUCUCCGGAGUUUCCCAGCAAGUUCUCCAAAGAUUGGAGUAUGACCUUGCCGGCAUCUAUGGCGCGAGAACCAUGCGACUUGGAUUGGUAUGAAGAGUAUGACGAAAAAGACGAGGAGAACAAUAAUUGCAUCAACGAGAUUGAAGAUACAGCAGUCAGUCGAGUUCCAGAAGAGGUGCAAGAGGCCUACUGUGAAAGCACUUUGAGUGUUAACAGUUACAGGAGUGCUGAGGACGAUGGAGGUGAUUCAGAACACGAGGGACGAGAGACAGAACCGAGUCAAGCGGACGUGGGAAAGAACCAAGAGUCCAUGGAAUUGGAACCAGAGUUUGGGGCUUGUGACAGCGAGUCCAAACCACAGAGAAUAGAAACAUCAGUGAAGCACAUAGAAAUGGUUAGACCAAAAACUGGUAAAGAUAAGAUGAAGCGCACUAAGAUAACAUUCUACAUGGCCCCGGGCAAAGUAAAAAUGAAUAACCAUUCUGAGCAGAGCGAGAAAGAAAAGCCCACCAUUUCAGUGAACGUGUCAGGCUCAGGUGACGAUCCUCCAGUUAGUGCUGAACACCAAAGUCAGACUGUUAAGGUCUAUAUUCCACAGACUGUUUUUUACAGACAGAACACUCCUCUGGUACUGCAGUCAGUGUCAACGAGGCAGAAUUCAGAGGUGCCAGACGUGCAGGUCCAAACUGAAAUGAAUGGUCCUGCAGAGGCAGCAGCGGCUAGCAUUGAACACCUGCCCACUUCAAAGACUCACAGUAAAGCAGCCAGCACAAUACGGCACACCAUUCGCAUCAUACUGCCCGCGUCAGUCAGGAACACUGUCAAGGAAUACUUUCUGCACGGCGACGCUAAGAACUGCCACACGGACGCCAAAGCUGUGGAGAAAGAGCUGGUGAGGAGCAAAUUGGAAUGGCAAAACAGGAAACACACGAGCACGCCAAAAGAGACCCUCGGAAAAAUGGGGUUUGGUGAAGAAUCUUUUAUCUGAGCGUGGCGAUUUUAAGUACAUUCGUGAAUUCAUAGUUGACAUGCUUUUGCUAGAUGCUGUGCAUGUAUCUGAAGUUUCAUAUGCCAUGCCGAUUCAUGCACUUAACAAAAUGAGGUCUGUGACAAAAACACUUUCACUGAUAUAUGAACUUCAGAACAGAUACCAUGAGGGUAGCUCCUUUGAUAUAUAAGCAUGUUUGAUAUUCACUAGUUAACACAUGUUGAAAACACUGACUUGCUUGUGCAUUUUCAUUGGACAGUGUGGCCUCUGUUUAAUAUGUACUACACUAUUCAAGAAGGGUACUUGCAGUUUCUCCAAAGGGAACUGUUUUAACAAGAGGAGUCAUGUCAUGAGUGUCAUGUUUUAAGAAACAUUAAGGAGACAACUAGCUAAUCUGUUCUAUGGUCAAAGGAGUUCCUCUGGCAAACCACAUGGAUGAUGCCCUGCUAAUUAGUUGUGUAAAUUGCUCAAUGGAAGGUAAAUGUCCAUUCCAGUGGUGUAAGCAUAUCAGUAUGUGCCAAUAAAAGAACACUAUUCAAAUCGAACAUCUGCAUUGAAAUAGUGAGGGACCAGGGGUAGAAGACCAGUGAGGUGAUGAGGAAGUCACGUGCUGGGAGACAGGGGUGGUUGAGAUGGGAGACAGGGGUGGCUGAGAUGGGAGACAGGGGUGGCUGAGAUGGGAGACAGGGGUGGCUGAGAUG